AUGCGAAUGUGCUCCCUAUUUGGCGAUCCACAUUUGCAACGAUUUGAUGGUACAACGCAGUCCUGCACAGAAGAGGGAGCUCGGCCCCUGGUCGAUAAUCGGCACUUUUUGGUGCAAGUGACGAAUGCGAACAUCCGAAACGAGCCGCAUACAACAGCGGUUAACAAGAUUACCGUGCUGAUUCGCAGUCACAAUUGCACUCGAUCGCUUCAUUAUGAGGCUGCUUCAGAUGAAGAGACGCUGCCAAUAUCAUUCGUAGAUGGAGUGAGCAGUUACAAGACUGAUGACGGUCGGGUUUCCGUUGAGAUCAUAGCUCACGGUAAUUAUGUGGAAAUAGUUAUGCACCAUAUUCAUUCCAGUGUACAUAUACGCCGAAGGGGACCUUACCUGAGCGUUAUCGUAAUGGUCCCCGAAAAUCUCCAAUGGAAAUCUACAUCAUCUGAGACACUAUGUACUACCGGGUGUCGAAAUCAAUCAAUAAUUGCAAUCGAUAAAGUUCUUGCCGCUCCUAGUCAAUAUGCUAAGUGUUAUGCACGAAAACUGCAUGUACCAAUCAAGCUUGCUAUUGGUCAGAUCGAUGUCGAACUGUAA
Molecule: messenger RNA, 591 nt
Organism: Strongylus vulgaris
Lineage: Eukaryota; Metazoa; Nematoda; Chromadorea; Rhabditida; Strongylidae
Source: the annotation of a GenBank genome assembly